AUGUGGUAUUCUUUGCUGCUGUGUUUGCUGUUUUUACAACUGGAAGCUAAUCCUGGUCUUAAAGUGAGGAUUACUCAGAAAGGGCUGGACUAUGGCAGGAAGAUUGGGAUGGAGCUCCUGAAGCAAGCAGUACUGAAAGAGACCUUCCCAGGCUGGAGUGGGCAGGAGAGUUUCUUAGCUAUGAAGAUCAACUAUAUGAUUUCAAACAAAGACCAAGGAAGAAUUACAGUGUCCAUCUCAGGACUGUUUAUUGCAGUUAUCUUCAAAGUAUCACGGGACAGCACAGGCCACUUGUCCAUAUUGCUACACAACUGCCAGCUGAGCAUUAGUAGGGUAAAAGUCAAGUUAAAUGGAGGAUCUAGCUGGAUAGCCAGCUUCCUGUCUGGUUAUCUUGAGAAGCCCAUUCAAAACAAAUUGGAUGAAAAUCUAUGCCUAAACAUCAAAUACAAAAUACAAAUGAUGGAUGCACAGCUUAGAAAACAUAAGGUCUUAAGCCAGAUAGAUGCCUUUGCACAAAUAGACUAUUCCCUAGUUAGUUCUCCAGCAGUCUUGAAAUCACACAUUAACUUGGAUUUGAAGGGCACAGUUUAUCCAGUAGGAAAUCACACAGACCCUCCCUUUGUGCCAGCUCCAUUUGGUCUCUCAAAUCGUGGUGAUUCCAUGCUCUACCUGGGAGUCUCCAAUUAUUUUCUUAAGUCUGCUUCACUGGCUUACUACAGAGCAGGGGCCUUUAACAUCACCAUUUCCAAAGAGCUUGCUGCUACAUUUAACCUAAAUACAGCCAUACUUAAAGAUUUUGUUCCUGAGAUUACUCUGCAUUAUGUAACAGCAUGCCCAGUGCUUCUGAAACUGAUGGCUACAUCACCAGCUGUGGUCAGUUUGCAGGCAGACAGAUGCAGCCUACAGAUCUCUGGCUGUGUAGAAGUGUUUGCUGUUCUGCCAAAUUCAACUUCCCAGCACAUCUUUACAGGGAAUCUAACAGCAAGUACCAGAGCUGAUCUGACAAUAACCAAACAGAAGCUGAUAAUCUCAUUACUUCUGAAGAGGCUCCAGUUCUCCCUGCUGAACGCUACUGUUGGCUUCUCUGAGGUCUCACUGGUAAAGAAUUUUCUGUCUUACGCUUUACGGAAUGUAGUGAUCCCAGUAAUCAAUGAUAAACUAGGAAAAGGAUUUCCUAUUCCUAACUUCGCCCACACUACCCUGAUUGGACCUGUAAUAAAAAUGAAUCAGGGUCAUCUGUUGAUUUUCACUGAUGUUCACUACAAACAUGAGGAAGGGGAAGAUGAGGACCUUCACAGUCAAUCCUAA
Cygnus atratus (black swan) is the source of this 1308-nucleotide messenger RNA. RefSeq names its product BPI fold-containing family C protein-like. The transcript is spliced from 14 exons. Gene Ontology annotation, molecular function: lipid binding. Bases 1 to 1308 code for a protein of 435 amino acids. The record is from RefSeq and is a predicted model, not a curated record. Lineage: Eukaryota; Metazoa; Chordata; Aves; Anseriformes; Anatidae.